This is a messenger RNA of Serpula lacrymans var. lacrymans S7.9, 2135 nucleotides long. RefSeq lists its product as uncharacterized. Lineage: Eukaryota; Fungi; Basidiomycota; Agaricomycetes; Boletales; Serpulaceae. The coding region runs from base 28 to 2037 and encodes 669 amino acids. Gene Ontology annotation, cellular component: signal recognition particle receptor complex; endoplasmic reticulum membrane. The transcript is spliced from 13 exons. Gene Ontology annotation, biological process: SRP-dependent cotranslational protein targeting to membrane. Gene Ontology annotation, molecular function: GTPase activity; ATP hydrolysis activity; GTP binding. The record is from RefSeq and is a predicted model, not a curated record.
CUCUCUGACAACCAAGAAUACUGUAAUAUGUUGGAUCUAUGUUCAAUUUCGCAUAAAGGCGGUAUAGUUCUGUGGUCGCGGUCAUUCACGCCCGACGCUUCGCAAAUUGCUUCCUCUUCAGCUUCUCCUGUAAACUCUCUUAUUCGUGAAGCACUCAUUGAAGGUCGGACGGCAGAAGAAAAGUUUGAAAAGGAUGGUUAUGCGGUCAAGUGGACAUUCGUCAAUGACCUGGAACUGAUUUUCGUCGUCGCAUACCAGCGGAUUCUUCAGCUUACCUAUGUGGACGACCUUCUCGCUGCUUUGAAAACGCUCUUUAUAAAACUGUUUGAACCGUUCCUGGCAACUUUCGUAGCUUCGCUCCAUGCAAUGAAUAGUGGGAAAGUCGUGACUGCUCCUGCAGGAAACAAUACCGCGUCAUGGAAUUUCGCGAAAGCAUUUGAGGGUUGGGACAAGGUCUUUGAUAAACUACUCAAGGGCUUGGAAGACAAAGCUGCUCAGGAAAGAAAGUCCCGAUUCAGACCUACAGUCCAUGCUCCCUUGGCCGAUCCAAGUCCUCCUUCAGACGACCUUAGCACGAUUCCGUCGGAAUCCUCUGUCGUUGCGCAGGACGAACAACAGAUAGCACGAAAUGUCCAAGCUCUAAAAAACCGACUACGGGGUCGUGGUGGUCGACGUGGAGGGAGGGGGAUCGCGCGUAUCGACUCGGGGAGUGGAAGGGAUAGCAUGCCAAGUUCAGAUACCGAAAGUGUAAAACGAAAGACAAAUACGAAGACGCAGCGCAAAUGGGGACAUGAAGCACCCACAGAGUCUGAUAUGGCGUCUCUGGAUUUCAGCUUUGAUAAAGGUGAUUCUGGGACGGACGCGCCACUUUCGCAGGACGCGCUGUCGUUGGUGGACAAGGCUUCGUUGGGUACGAGGACGCGUGAUGGGAUGUAUGAAGUCAAGGAUUGGGAGUUUGGUUCAGGGGAUGGUGAGACAAAUGACGUUAUCUCGCGGGCACUACAGCCGAACGGAGGGGUAGCAAAACAAGCCUCCAGUUCAUUGGGCGCUCUAAGCUCACUCUUCGCACGUCUGACUGGGUCAAAGGUAUUGACCGAGCAGGAUCUCAAACCUGUCUUGGAAGGCAUGAAGCAGCAUCUUAUGAAGAAAAACGUCGCGAUGGAAAUCGCUGAUAAGGUCUGUGAGGGUGUAGGUGAGAGUCUUGUUGGCAAGAAAGUUGGCGGCUUCCAAACAACCAAUGCGGCUGUCCGAUUGGCCCUUUCGUCUUCGUUGACGCGCAUUCUUACUCCCAAAACUUCGACCGAUCUUCUAUUAUCCAUUAGAACCAAGUUAUCUUCAGCUUUGACGUCAUCGCAACAAAGGGUCCCGUACAGUAUCACGUUCGUUGGGGUCAAUGGUGUGGGCAAAAGCACCAACCUAUCGAAGGUGUGCUUUUGGCUGAUGCAAAACGGCCUAAGAGUAUUGAUCGCUGCCUGUGAUACAUUCAGGAGCGGAGCGGUAGAACAGCUUCGAGUGCACGUACGCAAUUUAAGCAAAAUUGCGGCUGAAAGUGCUACAGACAACGGGACUCGAGUUGAGCUUUACGAACGAGGCUAUGGGAAAGAUGCUGCGGGCAUUGCGAAGCAGGCUAUAUCCUAUGCUCAAGAAAAUAACUUUGAUGUUGUUCUCAUUGAUACUGCCGGACGGAUGCAGGACAAUGAACCACUGAUGCGUGCCCUAGCUAAAUUGGUAGGCGUCAAUAAUCCGGACAAAAUUAUCUUUGUGGGUGAAGCGCUGGUGGGCAAUGAAGCAGUGGAUCAGUUGACCAAGUUUGACCGUGCUCUGCGAGACUUUUCCUCUGCUUCAGCUGGGAAGAGCCGGGGCAUUGAUGGAAUGCUGGUAACCAAAUGGGAUACCGUCGACGAUAAGGUGGGCGCUGCAUUGUCGAUGACAUAUGUUACAGGCCAGCCCAUCAUCUUCGUUGGAUGUGGAGAGACUUACACCGAUCUGCGUCAGCUGAGGGUGGCAAAUGUGGUGCGGGCUAUCCUCAGUGAAUGAUGGACGUCUGUUCCGAAGGCGGUGUGAUGAUCGUAGACGCGUGUCCUGCUUUUGUUGAGCUUCAGAAGCAAUAGAGAUGUUUUUUAUAUUUUCUUUCU